AUGGCAAAUACAAUGCUCACUCGCAGCCCGUUGGCUUCUUACAGCUUCACCGACAGCUCCGGUGCAAACAUCCGUGUCUGCUACCAGAAUAGAGACGGCGUUAUUGGAAUGACCGGCUACGACGACAAAAAGGGGUGGCGUAACAGUGGAAAAGAGCUACGCCUCUACACCGUUCGCAGCGACGGCGCGAUCGCAGAGCGCUGCUACUCAGGCGGCGAGUGGUAUGACGGCGAAUUAACCGGGGUAUUCGUUGCAGCCAAAUACUCACAGCUAGCUGCGGCAGCCUUCGAAACAUCUAACGGCACCAUCUCCAUCCGCGUCUACUAUCAAGACCCCGACAACAAGAUCCACGAGGCCUGUCGCGACGGCUCCGAGCCUUGGUUCGAUGGCAACAUCUUCGAGACCGCAAUUGCAGCGACCAGUAUCGCUGUUUCGCAAAUCCCUGGGAGGGAGUGGUACUUGUGGUUGUUCUUCCAGAGGCCAAACACAGAAUUCGUAGAGUGGUUGAUGCAGGCCAGCAGCUCAUGGAAGCAGGGCGUGUUCAAGAGCCAAGCAACAUAUGACCCUGGCGCCUACAUCAGCUGCGCAUCCUACGGCAGGGACGACCACCGUGGCUUCACAGUCGACCGCGAAAACAAGCUAUGCGUGACCGAGUUCAACGCGGGGUCUAAUAACUGGCAGCCGACAAAGCAGCUCGGGCCAGUUAUCCCCCAGUCGGCUCUUGCGGCGGUGCCGGUGCCGGGGAACGUCCCAUGGGUCAGAAUCUAUGUGCAGACCUCGCCGGGACAGAUUGCGGAGUGGGGGACCAACGAUGGAAAGAAUUACUCGCUCAUGGCAUCACAGUUGCCAACGAACUAG
Morchella importuna is the source of this 858-nucleotide messenger RNA. RefSeq lists its product as uncharacterized. Bases 1 to 858 code for a protein of 285 amino acids. The transcript has 5 exons. The record is from RefSeq and is a predicted model, not a curated record. Lineage: Eukaryota; Fungi; Ascomycota; Pezizomycetes; Pezizales; Morchellaceae.